Messenger RNA from Saccostrea cuccullata (small rock oyster), 992 nucleotides. Its product is annotated as programmed cell death protein 5-like. The coding region runs from base 42 to 422 and encodes 126 amino acids. The record is from RefSeq and is a predicted model, not a curated record. The transcript is spliced from 5 exons. NCBI's taxonomy places the organism in Eukaryota, Metazoa, Mollusca, Bivalvia, Ostreida, Ostreidae. Gene Ontology annotation, molecular function: DNA binding. Gene Ontology annotation, cellular component: nucleus; cytosol.
AAUUCUUUCAGUCCCAGGUUUUAAAUGUUUGUCACAGAAACAUGGCGGAUGAAGAGUUAGAAGCACUGAGGGCCCAAAGAAUGGCCCAAUUACAGUCCCAAUAUGGGGGAGGAGCUGGCCGCCAGGGUCAGGAAGAACAGGAGGAGAAGGCCAGACAGAUGCAGGACAUGAAGAACUCUAUCCUGAGCCAGGUGUUAGACCAGCAGGCCAGAGCCAGAUUAAAUACAAUAGCAGUAGCUAAGCCAGAAAAAGCUCAAAUGGUGGAAAAUAUGCUUUGUCAAAUGGCACAGACAGGACAAAUUCAAAAUAAGAUUGGAGAACAACAGCUGAAAAGUUUGUUAGAAAGAGUUUCAGAACAGACAGCCAAGAAAACCACAGUGAAGUUUAAACGGAGAGGACUGGAUGACUCAGAUGAAGACUAGGGUGCAAGAUUUGUUACUAGUUCUGAAUGACUUCUUGUGACUUGUGUGCUUAGAAUGUAUAUUUUAUGCUUAUAAUUCAGCAGUGUGUAAUACUGCACUACAUGAAAAACCUGAACUGAGUGUAAGACAUCUGAGGAAAUGCCCUGCUGGCUUUGAGGUUAAAGAAAAUGUCCAACUGACACAGAGGAAGGAAGUGUCUUAGAGUUUUGGUGGUCAGAGAAAAUAAUCUUGUGACUUAAGUCAGAGAAAAUGUCCAGCAGGGUUUAAGGAAGAAGGAAAUGUCAUCCAGGCUUUAUAAUGGGAGAUGAAAUGUCCAACAGGCCUUCAAAGUGGGCAGGAUUUCAAGUCUUAGGAUUCAUCCUAUAGGCAUUUAAUAUGUUCUUUAAAUGUUUUAUAGCUUUUGAGUCUAGGAGAAAUAUUCCUUUGCUUUUAUGAUAUCUUGACAUAUCCAUAUUAAAAUAUAUGAAAUUGUGAAACCUCAGUCACCUAACAAUCUUAUAGUGUCAGUUAUUACAUGUUGUUAAACCCAUUGAAUCUGAUCCAAUUCCAUUAAAUUAUUUAUUAUCUUUU